CCAUGUUUACAAGUAACAAGAUCCGACAGGCAGACUCUCAAUAUUUCAACAUAAAUGUUAUCAAUAUUAAAAAAAAAGUCUUCAAAAUUUUCUUCAGAUAUGUCGAUCAUUUUACACGUGCUCUGGAAACCAAAAGACUGUCCUGGCAACCCUGGGGAGUACCUGUUUAUAUGUUUAUGGUUCUAAAUAGUACACAAACCUAGCCAGUUGAUAACCACCUCUACAAUUCAUAACACGUGGGGUUUGUUGUUGUCUGUGUUCUAGUUUUAAAUUCGACUGUUGGAAUAGGACUCUUUCGAAUAUAAUUUUAGGAUGGUAGUUUUUACAUGUCAGCAUUGCAACGCAUCGUUGAAAAGGGUUGCAGUAGCGAAACAUUACUCCAAAGCUUGUAGAAAUACACCUCACUUAACAUGUAUUGACUGUCUAAAAGAUUUUCAUGGUGUUGACUACAAUUCUCAUAUGACUUGUGUUACUGAAGAUGAGAGAUAUGGAGACAAAAACUUUGUUGCAAAGAAAACGGGCGUUAAACAAACAGAAUGGAUUGAUGUUGUACACUUGUGCGCUAAAAAGAAUGAAAAUGUAAAGUUCAAGUUUAUCUUUUACAAACUUGCCAGUUACCAAAAUGUACCUAGAAAGAAAGCAAAGUUUUUGAACUUCAUUAAGUCAUCAUUGCCAAAAUUUUCUCCAGAUAUAGCUGUUGAAGUUUUUCAAAUUAUUGAUGAAGAAUUUGUAAAACAGAAAAAAAAAGACUCUCAAAAUGAAAAUAAUGACAGUAAAAUUGUAAAGAAUACUGAUGAGCAAAUUAGUGAUGCUAAAGAGAAUACGGGAAAAAGUGGUGAAAAGAAAAAGAAUAAAAAAAGAAAUCGUAGUAUUGAGAGAGAAGCUCCGCCAGCUGAAGAUACUGACAUAAAUGUUCCUACUGAAAAAAAGUCCAAGAAAAAGAAAUUAAAUAAUAUGAAACUACAAGAAUUAGAAUUUGCAGGUGACAUGGCUACACUAUUUAAUAUCAAAGUUAAAAACAAAAAAGAUACAAAUAAAAAUGGAUUUCUAAAUCAAACUAGCGAGAGUGUUGAUGAACAAGAAAAUCACCUUGCAGGUAACCAAAAUGGUAUUGAGAGCCAUGAAGAACCCCAUGAAACUGAUAAUCAUGCAAAAUUAUCAAAGAAGGAAUUGAAGAAACUUAAGAAAAAGCAGAAGUACGACGCAGAAUUGAAAAAUAUCGAAGAAUCUGAGUCUACUAAAGAUGAAGUAUUUAUAAAUGAAGAAAAUGAUCAAGACUCAUCAAAACCAAUUAAAAAACAAAAGAAGAGAAAGGCUACAGUCAAUGAAAGCGAGAAUGGUGGAGGGAAAAAACAGAAAAUCGAAGGCAAUGAAGAAUCUGAAAAUUGCUUUGUUGAAAAUGAAAUUAAUGUAGAAGAGGAAAAACCUCAGCAAGGGAAAGUUAGAUUUAACUGGGAGGAAAUAAUUAAAGAAGUGCUUCGUAAAAAUCCUGAUCAUGAAAUGUCACUGAAGAAAAUUUCAAAGAAGGUUCUUGCUGAGUACCAAUCUGUGAAAGGUGAUAGGGAAACCUAUGAAGAGCUAAUUUCAAAGUUUAAUAAAAAAAUAAAUAAAACAAUUGGUGUAAGAGUGCUUAAAGACAAGGCAAAAUUGUUACCCGAAGACUAGUUAUUUUGCUUGAGGCUUUGAGUUGAAAGCAAUAUAAUUUUGUUAUAAUGUUAUGGAAUCUUAUUUUAUUUUAUUUUUUUAAGUUUCCACUAUGUACAUAAAAGCGUAAUGUAUAAUAAAAGAUUAUUUUAACGAACAGUUU
Molecule: messenger RNA, 1807 nt
Organism: Nezara viridula (southern green stink bug)
Lineage: Eukaryota; Metazoa; Arthropoda; Insecta; Hemiptera; Pentatomidae
Source: the annotation of a GenBank genome assembly